AGCGGGUAACAUUUCGAGAAAUUCCGCCCAAAUUUUCACUAACAUUUCCACAGACUUCUCACUCUCCCACUUCGACUCUUCUCUCCCUACCCGUACGUGCUAACCUCUCUGUGACUAAUCACCUCUCUCAGUGCUAACCUCUCUGUCCACCUCCCUCUCGCCAGGACUUUCACUCUCUAGUACGUAAUUGGGAUUUGUAUUUCUAAUUAGGGCCAAUUGAAUUGGAGGCGGAGGCUUGAGAUCUUCAAUUAGGGCUUUGGUGUUCUUUGUUGGGUUUGCACUUCAAGCGUAUUUUCAAUUAGGGGUUUUGUUUACCCUAUUUCUAACUUGAAGAACGAGAUUGUGAAUGUAGCAACUCAAACUCUUACGGAGAAGCUUGCUGUUGAGGCUAUGGAGGUUGCUGUGGGGGAGAUUGGAAGUUGCUGACCAGUGAUAUUGAGCUUAACCGAUUAGUUGAUCUAACCGAGGAUGGAAACCAUAUUGAUUUGUACAUUGAUAAUGUCAUUGACACGAGUGUAAAGCCAAUACCAAAAAUGCAGCCGCAUGUGGUCAUGAGGCCAAGACCUAAUCUAGUUGCAGGUACAUUAGCUAAAAAACAACCUAAGCGUCAAUUCACCACGGCUCAUCAACUAUUGCUACAACAACAGCAGAAGAACAAAAAAGCAAAGCUAUUGGGUUCAGAUCAGAAAUGGCCACAAGGUACUAGGAAGUCGCCACGAGUCAAUAAAUUGGUAGAAAGCAAUGAUAAACCUCUGACUUCUAAGCCUAUGACUGCCAAAAGAAAAUUGGAUUUGAGCAAACAACAUGAAGACGAAACAAUGGGAGAAAAUGAGGUUGAGAGUGCAAAGAUAAUCUUACCUCCACCACCACCUCUUACAGAGUAUGAAAGACAAAGGGCUAUAAGAGUCCAGAUGAAUAAUGAAGUUCUUUCCGCUCUAAAAUUACCUACACUAGCAGCAGGAUUAGUAAAAAAGGAUAAAAGACGCAAGAGUAAUGAGAAGGCCCAAGAUGGAAGUGAAAAUUAUGAUCCCGGACAUGAUGCUCUUAGUGAUGGGUCAGUGACUCCACCCAAGGAGAAAAAGAAGACAAACAAUAAAAAGCUUCUAAUGGGACGUAGACCAACAACAGGAUCCAGAGCCACUACAAGAGCCACUUCAGCCGCCAAUCCUGCAAAUCAGGACACAAGCAAAAAGGAAGACACAUGUCCACCUGUACCUGUAAUAUCACCAGAUCCUAUUGCUGACUUACCACAACCAGAUGAUGGCAAAGGUUCAAUGGCUUCUUUUUGGGCUAUGCGGAAACGCCAAAAGGAAGAGGCUGAAAAGGAAAAGGCUAAGAAGGAAAAAGCUCAACAAAUAAUCGAAAAGGAAAUAGCAGCUGCAAGUGCAAGUGCAAGUAAGAAGGUUGUUGAGGAAAAUAUAAUGCCUGAUAUUGAGGAAGACGAUGUGGAAGUUGCAGUUCCUCAAAGAAUGAGAGGAAAAACAAGGAUGGACAAAGUUCAUACUAGAAGCUUCGACAAGAGAAUUGUCAUCGAGAUGAAUGAUGACUUUCAGCCCAUUGCAGAAAAUGACAAAGUUCUAUCAGAAUUAAGUAGCUUCCUUGGAACGCUUGCUAAGCGAUGUGUCCCACUAACUUAUGUCACUUGGCGUCAUGUUCCAAAAAACUUGAGACAGACUAUGUGGAAUUAUGUGAAGGCCCGGUAUGUAAUUCCUGAUGAGUUGGAAAGUUGGGUAAUCGAGACAAUUCAUUCAUCUUGGAAGACUUAUAAAAGUCGAACUAAGGCAGGUCAUUUCACAGCCUAUGAAAAUGAUGAAAUGAGGUUGGAGAAUAGACCAGAUGACAUUCCACUCGAGACUUUUAAAAUGCUCUUGGAUUAUUGGAAUGAUGAGAGUAUUCAGGAGAAAGCAAGGAAAAAUGCAAAUGCCCGUAAACAUUAUGUUGAUACUCACACUCUUGGUCCCAAAAGUUUGGCACAGUAUCGUUAUAAGAUGAAAAAGGUGCCAGGUGAGUGUGAACCAUGUGAUGCAAAGAUUUUUAUUGAUACUCGGAAGCGAGAUGCAAAACGUGAGUACAAGAUCAGUACUGAAAAAAUUGAAAAGAAAAUUGAAACUAUUACCAAAAGACUUAGUACUGGAGAUGCUGCUUCUGAUGAACUUGGUGCAAAACACGGUCUGAAUUGGCUCAAAGGUAGAUGUGUAAAGCCAGCAAAUAUGUCCAAUUCUAAUGCACCAACAGAAACCUAUGUUAAAGACCUUACCACAAAGAUAAAAGAAGGGUUUGCUGCUGAGUUGGAGGAGAAAGUGAAGAAAGUGGAGUCUGAAUUUCAAGAUAAAGUGAAGCAGGUUGAAGCAGGAGUUGAUCAGAAGGUGCAACAAAAUUUGGCAUUUGUCUUCAAAAAACUUGCACAAGCUAACCCGGACAUCAAAAUUGAUAUUCAGGAGUUGUGCACGACUGUUGGAAGUGAUAAUGAUGAUGGUACUCCUAUGACCGGAGGCGUUAGCUUUUAGUAAAACUGCUUUUCAAGUAUAUAAACUUAUAAUGCUACUAUUAAAGUAGUUUGUGAACUAGUAUAUUCUAGACAUGUAAUGGUUUAUUUUAGUCGAACUUUGUUCUUUAGUUGUUGGUAAUCUGUUUGGAUUUUGGA
This is a messenger RNA of Daucus carota subsp. sativus, 2644 nucleotides long. RefSeq lists its product as uncharacterized. The record is from RefSeq and is a predicted model, not a curated record. The transcript is spliced from 12 exons. The coding region runs from base 534 to 2507 and encodes 657 amino acids. Lineage: Eukaryota; Viridiplantae; Streptophyta; Magnoliopsida; Apiales; Apiaceae.